AUGGCAACCCAGCAGGGACCGGCCCGCCGUAACGGCGUCAUUGGGUUCCAGAUGACGGGUGCCCCCACCCCCGCCAUCCCUCUGAUCGCCCCGCCCCGCAAUGGACCCAUUGGCUUCCAGAUGGUGCCUGGUCCGUCUUCGACUGCCACCCCUUCUUCUUCUCUCAUCAACCAGGGUCCUCCGCACAGGAUCACCCCCCUGGUGGGCCCCGACACAGCCCAUUCUUCCCCCUCCAGUGCCCGACCAAGUCAGGCACAGCGCGAAGUGAACGCCCUGAAUGAAAAACUGACUUAUGCCGAAGCGACAAUCCAUCGGCAAGAGAUGGAGCUGAACCGGGCCAGGUCCCAGGCCACGGCUCUCCAUUCUCAGUUGACAAGUCAGCGAAGCACGACCCGAUUCAUUGAUCAACACCAGAUGGACACCAUGAUCCAUCAGUCCAACAGUAACAGGGCACGCGACAUUGAUGCCCAAUUCAAGAUCGUCGAUGAACGAUUGGAUCAGGUCUCCGAGGACCUUGAGCGUGCUGAGGGCAACAAAAAAGCCCUUGAGGCUUUGAAGCAGACUAUCGAAAAGGACCGGGCAGAUGUCCAGGACCUACAGAAGAUAGUCAAUGCGACUGAAUAUAGCCUGCAGCGACAACAACGCCUGGCGGGUGCGGAGGACCGGAUGAAAGGCCUCCUCAAAAAUAUGGAAAAAAUGCUUGCUGCGGCCAUGCAAAACACAAGGGCGAGCCAGGUCCAGACUCGCAAGGUACCAAUUGCUGAGUCCUCGGCCAGCCCUGUGGGUAUUGCACGCCGCCCUGUCGUGGGAAGCCAGGAACCAGGCUCCCACGGGCAUGCAUUUGAUCCUCACCCGCGGCAGUCCGGCAAGGGAAAAGAACGUGGCCCGAGAUCGCUCCUCCCUGAGGAUCUCGAACGUGAUGGUGAUCUUAGCUCUGACAUUGAUGAUGCUGACUGCUCUAUCAGGUCGCGGUCCGAAAGUCCCAGCGUUCUUUCUGAUGUUAUGUCAUUGGAUAGUCGCAGAUCAUCACGGGCUGGGUCACCCAUGGAUAUCACCACUGAAGCCACAGAACAAGAACUUGCUGCCCAUAUGUUGCAGGCAGAUGAGUCGCAGGUGGGCGACCGAAAUGCAGCGGUGCAGGAAGCACCAGCUACCACCCUUGCCAUCACUUCCCAGCAAGUGGAGACUACCGACAGGAUGGAAUUUUCUUGCCCGAUCUUUUACUUCGAACUCGCACAGUUGAACGGCGAGGCCUUUGACGGUUACAUGGAAUGGGUUGGGGAGCCAGCACAACUGAUCACAGUCUACAACCAAGAUGACCCGGCGGCUCCGAGCCAGGCAUCUAGUGGUCAGAUCCCAUCCGUUCAUGCAGUAACUUUUGAUGCCGACAACGAUGUCUUGAUGGUUCCCAGUCAGACAUCAAGCGUCGUGCGCCCUGAGCCUUCCUUCAAUCUGUCGAUAUACAGCGAUUAUCCUCCCGUCCCGAUCUCGCGACACUUGAGUCGCACUAUCGCCGAUGGCAUAGCACUCGCCCUUGACAACCCCACGUUGCCGAGGGAUCCUGACCGCGUAUACAAACGGCAGGACCGUCUCACCGGGAGUCGUCGCCGUGAGGUGCGCCGGAGGGUGAUAGAGUUCGUCAACCUCCCUGUACGAAAACGGACAGCUAGGAUGGACGAGCGCAGCGAGGACGGAGAACCAGAUCGCAAGAAACACAUCACAAAGGAAAUGGUGGAAGCCAACGGAUCGCUUUUGCUUUCCCUUUCUGAGGUAUAUGUGAUGAACACAGCCCCGAAAGUGCCAGAAAUGAGUGUGCCAGCUGAUUCGCAGCCAGCUCAAUCUGUGCAUGUUUCGACAGAGGAGGUGACAACCCAGGCAGUCAUGAGUGUGCCAGCUGUUUCGCAGCCAGCUCAGACUGUUUUGGAGUACACUGAGUCUGUCAAGACCGAGCAGGUGCCUACACAGGCAGUCAUGAGUGAGCCAGCUGUUUCUCAGCCGACUCUGACUGUUCUGGAGUACACCGACACUGUCUCGACCGAGCAGGUGCCCACUGAGGCAGCUAUGAGUGCGCCAGCUGUUCCCCAGCCGACUCAAGCUGCCUUGGAGCCCACCGUGCCCGAGUCCAGUGUUCUUGAGCUCGCGUCAACUGUGUCCAUCCCAUCUGAUGAAGUUGUGGGUGCGCCUGCUCCUAGUGAGCCAGCCCCAACUGAGUCAGCCCAGACUGAGCCAUCGUCAGCUGAGGAAAUUCUGAGUGUGCCUGCUGUUACUAAGCCGACUCUGAAUGAAUCAGAUCUGACUUGGCAGACCGAAGAUGAGCCUGUUGUUCCGAGCCUGCGGACCGGUACUCGUUCGCACCUCGAUCUCUUGCUUGCGAGACACGCGGCAAGGACUCAAGCUCGUCCUUCCAUCAUUUCUUCUCCUGGGGGGUUGCAGGUCACAGCAACCUCUCGAAUUGUCUCCACCUCUUCCCUGGUCGCUAGUCCCGAAGACGCUUCGGUAAAGAAUGCCGUUGCAACAGGGACAGAUUCCCGUGCGGGGGUUUCGAAAGGCACCAAGAGGGUCGAGGACGCCAACCCGACUUGCAGCGCUCAACAGAUUGCAGGAGAACAGCGCGAGGAAAUGGGCGGAGAAGAGGCAGCGACUUCUGGUCUUCAGAUGCCAGGGGCUUGGCCUUCCGACCCACCCGCCGUCACUGCGUCUGACGAGUCAGACAUGCAUGAGGGAUCGGCUUUGCUGAGGGGGUUGUGGACAGGAACUCGAUGGCUCUCCUUUGGUGUAUUCGUUAUGGUGAUGGUGAUUCUGCUGUCGUUCCCCCUGUGGGUAGGUCACCUUGGACACCUGGUUUACGCCUUGGAGGGUCCUGAACAGUUCCUGGAGGAACUGCGCUGGGAGCACGGAUAUGAAGUUCCUUUCUUGGAGCGGAUUAUCUAUGUCUUCCUUCGUUGUUUUGCCGGAGAUCGGACUUUGUUCGGUUAA
Molecule: messenger RNA, 2976 nt
Organism: Penicillium samsonianum
Lineage: Eukaryota; Fungi; Ascomycota; Eurotiomycetes; Eurotiales; Aspergillaceae
Exons: 1
Coding region: 1-2976 (991 amino acids)
Source: RefSeq, a predicted model, not a curated record